CACAUGCCCUUCCAAGAUUGCAACACAUGUCCACUCAAAGCUACUUUAAUUCAGACCUUUAAAGAAAAUUGAACAGAUCUGAAUGGAAUGGAUGUCCAAUUGAAUGGCCUAUCUUCAAAGUGAACUGCAGGUUCCACGAAGGAACAUAUGCUGGAAGCAAACGGGUUUGACUGUAAGAAACGAAGAGUGGAAGAGUCAUUUGCGCUUCCAUUCCCUUCAUCAAAUCUUGUCGCCUUCAAUGGCCGCUCCCCUGUCUUGCAUAUUGAUGGAGUGUGCUAAGGCGAUUGAAGGUGGUCGCUUGGAUGUUGCAGAUUCACUUUUGGCAGUAAUUCAAUCUCUAGCUCCAAAAGAGGAGAGCAUAUGGAGGAGGAAAGUUGUCAAAUACUUUGCUGAGGCUCUUGUCCGGCGAGCCUAUGAAAUUCGUCCUCCAUGUACUUUACCCUUGCUACCUUUGCUAUGCAAACCGGACAAAUACAUGUAUGCUGCUUUCUACGAGUUUGCUACAAUCACCAGUAAACAUGCCAUUGCUGAUGCCUUGAAUUCGGGAUAUAAACGACUCCACAUUAUUGACUUCUCCAUCCUGUUCGAUUUUUGGCAGUGGCAUUUUUUUAUUGAAGAGCUCAAAAGGCAGUAUGGUGGCCUACAAUCAGUCCUAAUAACCAGUAUCACGCCGAAAAUGUCAAAACACACUGACUAUCUCCGUCAAAACCGGAAAUGGGCUGAACACUCAAAUAUGCAAUUGAGGCAAUUGAUAUGCAAUAGUCCGGAUGAUAUUGUCAAUUGUAUUUCCAAACUCAGAAGGAAAAGUGAGGAUGAGAUGCUGGUUGUGAAUUGGAAUUUUACACUCCACAAAUUGCUUGCACAAGAUGGGGCAAUGGAGCAAGUUCUUUCAAAAGUGAAGGAUUUGGGAGCGGACAUCAUGGUAAUUGUUGAGCAAGAAGCCAAUCUUAACAGCCCAGAUCUUUCGGAGCGGCUCGAACAAUCAUUCCAAUACUACUACCAUGUUUUUAAGUCACUGGUGGAAACGUUUGAGCCAGCGCUCUGGGAGAAGCAUUUCAGGCGACAGAUUGGGAAUGUGGUGGCAUGUGAGGGCGUUGACCGGGUCGAGCGGAUUGAGUCAUUUGCUCAGUGGCAAAAUCGCCUAUCUCAGGCUGGGUUCUGUGCAGUUCCCCAAAAGGCACACAAGUUCAAUAAAGAGUUUGUAAUCGAAGAGAAGGAUGGGCAUAUCCUGCUACGUGGGAACCGUUUUCCGGUAGCUGUAGCCUCAGUUUGGAAGGUCACUGAUCCACCUCAAUUCAGUGGCGGUGAAUAA
Molecule: messenger RNA, 1312 nt
Organism: Populus nigra (black poplar)
Lineage: Eukaryota; Viridiplantae; Streptophyta; Magnoliopsida; Malpighiales; Salicaceae
Product: DELLA protein GAIP-like
Exons: 1
Coding region: 104-1312 (402 amino acids)
Biological process (GO): salicylic acid mediated signaling pathway; regulation of reactive oxygen species metabolic process; jasmonic acid mediated signaling pathway
Cellular component (GO): nucleus
Molecular function (GO): DNA-binding transcription factor activity; sequence-specific DNA binding
Source: RefSeq, a predicted model, not a curated record